Molecule: messenger RNA, 1287 nt
Organism: Stylophora pistillata
Lineage: Eukaryota; Metazoa; Cnidaria; Anthozoa; Scleractinia; Pocilloporidae
Product: uridine diphosphate glucose pyrophosphatase NUDT22
Molecular function (GO): GDP-mannose hydrolase activity
Source: RefSeq, a predicted model, not a curated record
AAUGGCGGCUCGUGAACCCAUCUCAGUCAGUUCAAAGCCUUCUCUUAUCCUUAUAUAAGCUCAGAAUCUUUUAUGUUUCAUAAAAAGAAAUACCUGAAAUGGAGCUUAAGGCAUUUGUGGAGAAAUGUAAAGAAGAAGGACAUUUCAUAGAGAUUUUUAAUAGUGGAAAUUACGACAGAUUCCGUACUAGCGGCGGCGCAAAGCAAGAAGACCUGGCUAUUUCUUUGUCCCAUCUGUAUGACAGGAAGGCAACUAAUGACCAAUUUGAAACUGAUAUCGACAAAACAUGGGCUGAUCGUAAGGAGAAGAAACCGUUCCUUUUCAAUGGUUCUAAAUUUCGUCUCCAUGGCGUUAACAACGAAGACGGAGAUGCUGCAGUAACUCUACUACUAGGACAAACUUGUUAUAAAGAUUAUGUUUGUACAAAUAUGAAGGACAGCCACUGGGGAUUUUUACGAGACUAUGGGAAACGUGAAUACGCCAACGAACAUGCGUGUUUUUCUGAUGCAUUGGGUGUUGGUUCUGUCGUAGAAACAAGUGACAGUAAGUUGAUUUUUAUUAGAAGAAGCCAUCAAGUUUAUGAAGAUCCAGGUCAUUUAGAUACUCCAGGAGGACACGCAGAACCCAGUGAAGUAAAACAGACCAACAAACAAACUGAGAACAAAAUGGUGGUUGAUAUUGAUGAUAUGAAUAGCAAGGCAGUUGUGUAUGAGUUGUUUCAUUCUAUCUUGCGAGAGGUCAGAGAUGAAGUAAAUAUUCCAGAAGAAUACAUCAGUUGGCCAUUUUUGACUGGAAUUUACCGCAAUCACCGCACUGGACAGAAGCCUGGAGUAUGUUUUAGGAUAAGAUGUUCUCUGAAAGGUGAGGAAAUCCAAGAGUUUUAUCACCAGGGUGGACUGGAGGCUUAUGAGUCAUCUGAGCUGCUAUUGGUGGACUUAGCUGAGUUCCAUAGGGGCAUCACAUCUUCUCAAGUCAAGGAGCUGUUCAGAGAUCUAACUCCGGGAUGCAAAGCAUGUCUGUAUUUUUAUUUCAACCUACAAACUAGCAUUACUGCAUGAAAAGCCCCGCACAGCAAGUGUACUAGAAGAUUAAGGGGAACUACACUUUCGUUAUGAUGUGGUGGUCGGUGUGCAACACUGAGAGCAAAAUUACUAAUUUUGUCAGUGAAUUCAAGAAAGACAAUCUCUGAUCCAGAUAGGUUUUAAUAUAAUUGAGAAACUGUAUUUAACAAAUAUAUCGAUGACUUUCAGAGCAUGGAAAUGGAUUAUAAAGGACUUACGGAAGAUA